AUGCACCAGAUAGAUAUCGGACUCGAUCACCCUGUUGCUAUUGAAAUUUUGAGCUUGCGGGAUGCUCUUUCCCAGCAACAGCAUGCGACCCAGCAAGCUACUGCUCAAGUUCAGAAAUAUGCCACGGAAGCCGAGCUUGAUAUUCUACGAGCACCACGCCCCGUUUCUACUCCCUCACCAGCCGAAGCCGAACUGACACUUGCCCUCCGACGCGCUAACUCUCGGCUUGAAGAAACGGAGACUCAACUACUAGAAGCACACGUUUCGGUUUCACACGCCCUUGCGGAGCGAGAGAGGACCUCUGAUGAGGUUUCGGAGGCAUAUCGGAUGCUUGAAGUGGCUCGGGCUCAAGACGUGGAGUUGCGGGCCGUUCUAGCAGAAAGAGAUGCAGAGAAGAGGUUCUAUGAGCUUGCUUUGGGAGAAUAUGCCGCACUUGUCAGGGACAUGGAGAAACGCGAGGGGGAGGGCAGUACGCAUCUGGAUUUCAAGAAAAGGACUGCUGCGGGGGAGAUAGAACGGAUUAAGGAGCUUACGACUGAGGUUGCGAGAGCAAAUGCGGAUAUCGAAUCGCUUCAGGCUCAAUUAGAUGCGGAGCGGCGUGCAGGAGAAUUAGAGCGGAUACAGUUGGCUGAGGUCAGGACCGAGCUUGGGAAGCGUGAGGUGGAUGAUAAGUCUGCGGCUGCACUUGUUGAACGGUAUAUGAAAUUCUCACAGCACCAUACGGACGUGCUUCAACGUGCUCUAAACGAUCAAUCAACACGACAUUCCGCAACCGUUAACUCCCUAUCUCAACAGAUUGAAAACCUGGAGCGGGCUCUCGCUGCUGAAUCAAUGCGUACCAAGCAGUUGCAGUCUUCUGUCGAUAUCCUUGUGGAAGACUUAGCACGAGAGUCCUUUGGGAGAAGAAGGGAAGUUCGUGUCCGGCUUGCGAUCGCCGGACGAACUGCAAAAAUCGAAGAAGACCUGCGAAGGUGGGAGCGUAGGAUCAGAGAAAACUCUCGGUCACAUACCGCUGGACAACCCUCUGAGUUGCUAUUAGGUCUGCAGGAACUCGAACAGUUUCGGGAUAUUGAUGAUACCCUUAACGGACCACUCGCCCGUAUCCUUUCUGCAGAAAUUGCUGUCGAGAGUCUUGCGGCUGAACUUGAGCGCGAGAUGACUCGCAGGAUUGAGCUCGAACGGGAACGCGCCCAACUUCCAACAGUUCCUCUCAUAGAAAAACCAAGUUACAAAAUUCCAACUCUAAAGGCGAAGGUUCCUGCUUCUUCUACAAUACCUUCUUCGGCAUCAGUUUCCAUUGCAUCUCUUCAGAGUAGCUCUGGUCCAUCUCUGGAAACUAGCGAGACUUCAUCUAGAGCUUCCUUGGAAGAGUGUGUUCUGAGUGCUCCUGUUGUGCUACCAGGCGCCCCUGUCGUUAAUUUACCUCAAACUCAACCAGAAAUAGAUGACCUUUUUAUUGUCGCGGCUCCGCCAAUUAUUUCAUCCACUUCCUCGCCGGAACCGCCAUGGGUUUCUGUUGUUCCUUUCUCCUCUAAUUUUUCUCCCCCACUCGAACGAGCCAACAUACCCGAGCCCCGCUCUUUACUCGACAGUCCAGAAGUUCAAGAACUCCUUUCUCAAUUGCCUACAGCUCUACAACGAUAUACCCCUUUCCAAAAUACAUUCCGUGACUGCCACGUUACCCUCACCGCACUUAAAUCCGAACUUCGUGUACGCCCCCGCACCCAUUUGCUGACGGCUGUCGAACGACUAUAUGACUACAAUGAAGAUGCUCGCGUCGAAAUCGAAAUUCGAAUUGCGGACGAAGCGCGCAAGGCCAAUGGAUUUGAAACCAUGUUGCGGUUGUCGUUGGCUAGCGUCCUUGACGAUCUCCGGGCAUUUAUUGACGGUUCAGCACCUGACAUUCGCAAAGCGCUCGAGACGGCUGAACGAAAGCGUAACGAACUGGAACACGACAUAUCUGCUAUCAAAGCAUCCGUAUAUGCGCCUGAGGCUCAUAGCCAGGCCGAGAUUGAAAUUCCCACUUCUCAACCUCCUCCAUCUCCGCUAUGGGGCCGAAAGAUGUCUUUGGGCCCCGGAUUGCUGGGUGCUGGCCGGCCAUUGUUGAGGCGCGCUGGAUCCGGAACAUUGGGGCAUAGUCGGGCAUCCUCCUUGGGCGGAGAAGAGCAUUCCGAGUUGUCGCCCAAGGACCCACUGGCGGGACUUAGGCUGAAGAUACCCAUGCCCAAUAUGGCGACUAGCCCACUCCCAUCUCCGAUGAAACCGGGCUCUCCGCUAGUACUGGAACGUACCCGAGUAACAUCUAUGUAUCGUAUAGGUUUGGGAGGUAGCCGAUCCCGCUUGGAUAUCUCGAAUCGGAGCACGACGGUGACUCCUACGUUCAAGGCCGAUGAGGAAAGUGACGAUGGUGUAGAGUAG
Rhizoctonia solani is the source of this 2418-nucleotide messenger RNA. Its product is annotated as myosin heavy chain. NCBI's taxonomy places the organism in Eukaryota, Fungi, Basidiomycota, Agaricomycetes, Cantharellales, Ceratobasidiaceae. The coding region runs from base 1 to 2418 and encodes 805 amino acids. The record is from RefSeq and is a predicted model, not a curated record. The transcript has 5 exons.